Tripterygium wilfordii is the source of this 837-nucleotide messenger RNA. Its product is annotated as mitochondrial pyruvate carrier 1. The coding region runs from base 146 to 469 and encodes 107 amino acids. The record is from RefSeq and is a predicted model, not a curated record. Gene Ontology annotation, cellular component: mitochondrial inner membrane. The transcript has 5 exons. Gene Ontology annotation, biological process: pyruvate import into mitochondria. Lineage: Eukaryota; Viridiplantae; Streptophyta; Magnoliopsida; Celastrales; Celastraceae.
CGUCAGCGAUGCGUAGACUUGAAUAUCAUAUUUUGCUCUUCCGUAAAACCUUCACAGCUCUGACCUCUCUUGUCGGCCUACUCAGUGUCGCCGAUCAGCUCUAGCUUCUCCGGCGAGGUCCAAGAGGUAUUCAAGACAGUAAUAUAUGGCAUCUUUCAGAGCAUUCUUGAACAGUCCUGUUGGUCCAAAGACAACUCAUUUUUGGGGACCUGUUGCCAACUGGGGAUUUGUUAUCGCUGGUCUGGUGGACAUGCAGAAACCGCCAGAAAUGAUUUCUGGCAACAUGACAGCAGCAAUGUGUAUUUACUCGGGAUUGUUCAUGAGGUUUGCAUGGAUGGUGCAGCCUCGUAACUAUCUGCUUUUGGCAUGCCAUGCUUCAAAUGAGACUGUGCAGCUCUAUCAACUCUCGCGUUGGGCAAAGGGUCAGGGCUACUUGUCCGAGAAGAAAGAGGAAGCCUCACCUCAGUAACUUGGUGAAUCUCUCUCUCUGGCUGUCAAUGGUUAUGGUUUGAGUUUAUGAAGAAAUUGUUGUCACCUUCCUGUACAAGACUCAAGACUCCUGUCAAACGUAUAUUUGAUUCUGGUGCGACUGUAAGCACAGUUAUGACUAAUUGACUGUUUUCACUUCCAUUUUCUUUUGAGGAAAAUAAGCCCGUGGGCCAUAGAGUUGAUCAAUGGUAAUGAUGUAGAGUCAUUUUCAGACAGUUCCGGUAGGGCUUUGAUCGCCCUGUUCCAGUGGUUCCUGCCCUUCUGUUACCUACAAGAGCUUCUGAAAGAUAUGCAGUGUAUCCAUAAAUUCUUUCUGGGUCAGAAUUUAUUUAUUACUUGUCCAGCAAA